Vitrella brassicaformis is the source of this 3954-nucleotide messenger RNA. Lineage: Eukaryota; Vitrellaceae. The record is from the annotation of a GenBank genome assembly.
UCAUGGCCGUUUGUUUGUGUGUUCUGUCGCAUUGAAUGGGUAAGCCUCUUCUGCGCCACGAGACAAUCAGAACACACAGACGUCAGCAAGCCAUUGACUUCCUCGCGUCAUGUGUCUACCGUUCUGCGUACCGCAUAUUGUGAGCACGGGGCAGAGCUGACGCACAGUCAUACUAUCAUUCUUGCCGUCUGGUCGAAUGAAAUCGACACUGACAGUCAACGGAACGCUUCGGACAAUGAAGCCGCCGCCCCCUUGGGUCUCGUUCAGGCGCUCUAUAUGGUGGGGGCGGCAGUCCAGACUUCCCUCCCCCGCCCAGGCGCGGGGGACCUGGAGAGGGGAAACGUCUGUCACAUUGAAGCUCUCCUUCAGUUCGCUUUCGGUGGGCGUCAUGCGGGCGAUAGUACUGAAGGGCAAAGAUACCAAACAGCAACACAAUGAUGAACAGGAAGGCCAACGGAGUGCUGUUUGGUAUUUCUGCAUUUUACGUGAGGUUGAUGCCUCCGAUCUUUGGCGGGUCCAUGCUGUCGUUAGUCUUGACUUCAGGUGAGGAUGUGGGUGGGAGUGUGGCGGAGAGAUCGACGGUAUCAACGACGAUGGGCUCAUGGGGAAGGCACUGAAUCUGAACUGGCGGGGCUGAAGGAAAGAGACAGACACACGCAUCCAGAAAAGCAGACCACGUGAAUACGACCUCUUCGACUCACUUUCUUUAGUCCCAAUGCCGCACACUUCUUUCAAGAGUCCUUUGACCGUCGACACCCAUUGAGCCACCUCCGUUUGAUUGCUGCCGACCCACGACAUCCUGAAGCGGCUCCAGAGAUCUGUCACGUUGUCAUUAUCAAAGUCACCGACCUGAACAUCAAAUGCACCAGAGAAGCUGGUCUUUGCUGGUAUUCCACUCAUGCGCACCUGCAGCGCUGGGAUGGAGAAGACAGGUUGUAGACGGAAGGUCUUAUUCUUCGUCUCUGGAUCAAUCUCGCUUGAGUUGUAAGUCGCGUUUUUCUUGUACUUGAAGGUCUGGGUCACAUUCAGGUCACAGGCAUCGCUGGCGUUGAUGACCGUGUACUCCAUCUCCCCUAUCAAUGCGCUUGAGGUGAUCAGCGUUUCCAGAAGAAGGACUCCUGUGCGGUUCACGCCUGGCCCCAAAUCCUCAAUCACGGGGGCAAACGUCGUGGUCUUCUCUUUGCCUCGUUGGAGGGCCUCGUCUUCUACUGGGUCGAAGCUCAAGCCGCCGACGAGUGUGCCUGCAUGCACGGCAUACACAUACGCAUCAGCACAGGAAUCCAUGAGAAGCUGUUUCGCGUCCUUGCCUUGUAUGCGCACCCACCUUCGACGAACACCAACGUGCCAUUGCAUUUCUCGGGCCAGACUUGCUCCACCGUGCCUUUGAUGUGCACAUUCACGAAGCCCACCUGCGGCUGAUCGUUGCCCGAAUAAUUGACCGGUGCUAUGCGACCAUCCAAGUUGUCCACAUCAUAGCGAAUCCUCACUUGCACAUCAGCCCACUCUCCCUCGCAGCUGAAGUAAUACGUCGACUGGUUCUUAGGUGCACGAUCGGAAGUGUCAGUAAAUCGGUCCACUUCCAUAUUGAGACACCAUUGGUCGACAGGUGGUGGGUCGGUGCCGUCUUCGAGAGCCGGGCUGUUGGACUGGAUAUCCGUCAUGCGGUAUGUCGACGGCUGGGCUGUGGGCGGGGCGGAGAGAUUAGCAGCAGGGCAUGCCUCAACUGAGACAGAAAACCACAGGGAUGUACACAAGCGGAAGGAUGAGUGACGCGUCUUCUUGCAGCUUACAGCACUCAAAUCCCAUCAUGCAUUUUUGUUCCCAAAUGACUGUGACGUCGUCUUUCGCGACCGUUUUGUUGUCGAGUUUCGCUAUCGUUUCGUUACACAACACUUGCGUCUCAUCACCUUCCCUUCUCACCACUUGAACGGUUGCCACGAUGUUCUGAUUGCCUGUCAAGGCCUUCCCAUCAUGUCGACACGAGAAGUCGGUUAAUUGCGUGAGAUUGGCGAUAACGCACGUGUCCUUUCCAAGAGACCCCGUGUCGGGCGUUGGCGCGAGAGCGAUGGACGUGAUGUCGCCAACGACAUUUGAGUUCAAGAGGCCAAGCUGCUUGAAAAAGUCGAAGUCAAUCUCCGCAAAGCCGGACGGAAACGUCUGCAGCAUUGGUCCGCGACAGUUAGCCAAGACUGCUCGACACGAGCAGACAAGCAGACAAACGGGAGUCAGUGAACAUAUUGAAUGCUUAGUGCUGUCUGGCUUUGCUGCUGCAUGCACCUUUUCUUCUGUCAAUCAGUUCGCCGAGCUUCCCCUUCACCACCAAGUCAAGCGACGUACCCGUCUCGGUAUUGAAGAGCUCGAACGAUCGAAAUGGGGCAGUGGGAUCAGUGCCGGGGGUGCAAAGGACCGACACGGGAAUGGCAAGGUUCUCCAAGUUCUCCAACAAGGGCUUGCCCUUUGCCUCCAACAAGGGCGCGCAAUUGGCUAAAGUGUCGUUGAGCCGCUGCUGCUCCUCGUUGACCUGGAUGAAGGGAAAGUCCCCGGUCAACACGCUGCCGAAUGGCAGGUCUGGCGAUUGUCCGGGUCCGUAGAUGGGAUAGGAAAUCGAUGGAAGGGCCUCGCCGAGGAGCGCUUGUUUGAGGUCUUUGCCCAGACUGAAUCCCGACUCCACUUCACUGGGAGCGACACCACGCGCACUCGCUUCCCAGUAGUCGAUCGCAGUCCUUUUGCAGAUCUUACUGCACUCCCGAAACGCCUCUUGAUUGUCAAGAGCAAAGUGACUGACCUCCAACGGAUUCUGAGGAUAUAAAGAAAGGAAGAAAGAAAGAAAGAAAGAAAGAAAGGAAGAAAGAAAGGAAGAAAGAAAGGAAGAAAGAGACGGACAGAGAGAGAGACAGAGAGAGAGACAGAGAGAGAGACAGAGAGAGAGACAGAGAUGAUGCCUUGGUAUUCUCAAUUGAUGCACGUACUUUUCGGAUGAUUUCGCCCCUCGGGCCUGUCGUAUAGCCCGAUGCGGCCAGCGCAAGGAUGCCCCCAGCAUUCGUCCCCCCUGAAGUCACCGUAAAAAUCCGCUCGUUGAGUAGGACAUCGCACUGCUCAGGCACAUCAUCCGGAAACGUCAUAACACCAAGGCCCGUGUGCGCCGCAGGUGAUAGAAUGACAAGAGUCCGUGCGGUGACUAGGUCGUCCUGUCUCUCGUUGCCGAUGAUGAGAAUCCGCUGAGUCCGAUCGUACUCGAAUUGCUGAGCAAUAAGAGACUCCGACUCGUCCACGUAGCCCGUCAAGGCGACUUCGAUCUGCGCCUCAAUGCCCUCGCACGCCGGAGUGCUGGCAUUCUUCACCACCAUGACUCCUUGGACAACUGCGAGGGCGGGCAGGAGCUCGUUUUCGGUUCGGUUGGAGCAGAGGCCGGUGUCGGGGCAGUCGAAUUGGAGGGUCACGCUGACGCCCUCUGUCGUGUCGCACGAGAGGUCCAAGAAGAAGUCAUCGAACCCACUAUCAUCAUUCUUCUUGCCCUGGAUCCUCAUGCAGCUCGACACACCGGUGCCCACGUUCUUGAUGGUAUCGAGGUAGGCAUUCGAGUGCACGUCUUCAAACAGAUAAGUGCCGGGCACCAGCUGGGCGAACGUCGACUCUUGCGGCACUGGAAACCGCUCGUUCGGCAGCCAACUCUGGUUUCUUGGGUCGGGCCCCAUGUCUUCCCUUCUCUCGACGACAGGCAGGCUGUCCGCACAGUCGAAGGGCACAGCGAAGCGGUUGACGGCAUUGAAGCACGGAUCCAGCUCCGCCGGGAAACACAGCGACGAUGGCUUGCCGCUGACGACACCCUUGGUGAGCCUGACAUCGCCUUGUGCCACCUCGGCCGCCUCACCGAACAGACCUCUGGUGUCUUCGAUGCAGUAGCAGAAGCGCGAGUCGCUGGUCCGCGCACAAAUAGGCUUGUUAGACGGGCAG